AUGGAAGAUUAUUUUAACUAUACAAUUGAAAGAAGAAGUAAAGAUUUAGAAAGGGGAGAAGGUGAAGAAGUUAAUAAAGAAAUUAAUAAUAAUAAUAAUAAUGAGAAUAAUGAAAAUGAAGUAGUGGACGAAGAAAAUUCUCAACUACAACAACAACCAGAAGUAGAAGAAGAAGAAGUAGUAGAAGGUGAAGAAAUGAAUCGAUUAAGUAAGAAAAAAAAAAGAGUGAGAAUUAGAGCUAGUAGGUCAAAAAUUGAAAUACCUCCAGAUUUUAAAGUUGAUGAUUAUGGAUAUAUUAUUAUGCCUGAUGUUUGGUCAGCUAAAACUAAUGAUCAAGGAGGUGCUUUAGAUCCGAUAGGUAUUGCAAAAAGAAGAAAAUUGAAUGAAGAAAAGUCAAAAAAGCAUGAUGAGACUACUAAUACUAACUUUAAAAUUAAUUUAUUUCAAUUAGGACCUAUUAAUGAAGUUCAAAAGGCUUUAUUUGAUAAAUGUAAUCAAAUGUUAAGUCAUAAAAGUACAGAAACCACUAUUCAACUGAAAGUUCCUAAUACUUUUAGGAAAUAUCGAUCAGAAAUUUGUAGAUAUUUAAGAUUUUUAGGUGAAAAAGGAUUUAGUGAAAUUGAAAUUAAUGGAUCAUUAAUGACACAAUGUAUGGAUGGGAUGAAAAAAUCUGGAGGUAAUAAUGGGCUUGUAGGAAAAGCUACAUUAGAGAAUUAUAGAGCAGCAAUGAGACUUCUUCAAAAAAUUAAAAGUCGUUAUAUGGCUGCCGUAUAUAAUAUAAUUAUUAGUGAUGAAAUUAUUGGGCUUAGUGAAGCUUCAGAUAUGAUUAAGAUUGUUAGAAGAGAACAAGCACAAAGGAGAGUAAAUCAAUGUGAAGAUAAGGCUACAGCAAAAGUGGUUACCAAACCUUAUGAUUAUGAAAUGUUAUCAAAGAUUAUAAUUGAACAGUAUAAUAAAACAGGUUCACCAGAAAGAAAGGAUCAAACAGAUGCUAUUAAUACCAUACUUGAAUUAUUAUUAGGACAUCAUCUUCUUAUUAGAGGUGAUAAUAAAAGAGGAAUGGAACUUUCCGAUAUGGAUUUUGAAAUUCAUAAAACUAAAAAGGGUAAGACGCCAAUUUUAACUGCAGGAGUGGUUAAAGAGAAAACAAUGCAUGGUGUGGAUGGGGCUAGAAAAGCUGGAGCAGCUAGAAAUGAACAUGUGGAAGUAUGUUUAGUGACAAUUUUUGCUUUAUCACUUUAUUAUCGAUUUGAUGUACAAGAUGAUAAGUAUAAAUUAUUAGGAAAGAAGAAUCCUAUUGAUUUUACUAAAAAGGAAAAUUGGUAUAGAUAUAAGGUAAUGUUUUCCACUUCAAGUGGUGAUGUAAAUACCAUUAGUUAUAAUUAUGAGCAUUCACUUAGUUCUCAAGCAUUUUUGUCAGAGAAUUUCUUCCCAAUAAAAUCUACACAUCUAGGUAGAGCUAAUCAACCUAUGGCAGCUGAAGCAGCAGAUAUUUCUAUUGAUGAAAUCCUGAAAGCUGGUCAUUGGACUAAUGCAGCAUUGGAUGUUUCAUAUUUAAAAGGUUUACCUUAUAAAUUCAUUCAUUUCUCAGCUAAUUUUGAUGAUGAUGAGACUUAUUUUUUACCUAGAGAUACUUUAAAACCUAGUAAACGAUUAUUAAGUAAGAUCUUCCCCUGGUUAGAAAAAGAACGGGCUAAAUUCCAUGCAUAUCAUGAGAGUAGGGAAGAUGUUAAAAGAGGAGAAACUGAUUUUGCUGGAGCGUAUUUUUUUGAUACUUUGGAAUCAUUUAGAGAAGUAAUACUUCAAGAUUUAGCAUGUUUAAAUAAAUUAGCACCUAAUAGUAUAUUUGCCAAACAAGAUAUCGUAAAAGAUCCAGAAUUUGUGAAAUUCGCAGAAGAGAUGGAAGAUUUAGAUAAAGGUAAAGCUUUGUCAAAUUCUUGGAUUACUAAGGAUGAUGCUUUGGAAUACGUCAUUCCUGCCUAUGGAAGAAUGGGAGAUCAAUUACAAGAUUGUAUGAAUAACAAUACAACCAAUAUUUUGGUUGAAUUGCAAUCUUUAAAGGCUCAAAUUGCUACAUUGACUGAAAAUGUAGCUAUACUUCAACAACUGAUAAACCGAGACCAAAUAUCUUCAGAAAAACUAACUGAAUUCUUUUCUAAAUAUGUUAAACCUCCAAAAAAGUUGAAAAAAAAGUCGAGAAAGAGAAAUUAUAAUGAGUAUCAAAACAGUCAAAUGAUACCACAACCUAUGACUUUACCAGUACCAAUGUAUCAUCCAGUAAUGCUGGCACCACCAUAUAUGGUACCUACUAAGGUACCUACUGAGGUAUCACAAGAAUCUUCCAUGUCUGAGGGUGAGGAAAAUACUGAUUCAAAUCUGGAUGCUAUUUUAGAAGUGGCUGAAAUGCUGCAACUGACAAAAUCAGUAGCCGAUCUCUUUGAGGAGUGGUAUAUAGGACUGCCUUUUAGUAAAUCUGUACAGCUCAAAGAUUUAGAAGGAAGUAAAUGGAGAAAAAACAUAAAAUCUCAAUAUUUCAAAAAGAAGAAGAUUAUAACUUUUAUAAGCAAAAUCAAGGCUAAAGAACGGUUUUCACAUUUGGAAAGGAGAGAAAUUGCCCUUUAUAUAGAUGAAUACUGUAAGUCAGUGUCUUUAAAGUAUUAUUUAUUAGUUCAAAACUUCCAUCAGUAUCGAGAGGAUAUUACAGACUACUUAGCUGCCCGUUUACCUUCACCUUACCCAGUUUCAAGCGAAAGUAACUAG
This is a messenger RNA of Yamadazyma jaroonii, 2760 nucleotides long. The record is from the annotation of a GenBank genome assembly. Lineage: Eukaryota; Fungi; Ascomycota; Pichiomycetes; Serinales; Debaryomycetaceae.